Emericellopsis cladophorae is the source of this 2538-nucleotide messenger RNA. RefSeq lists its product as uncharacterized. The transcript has 3 exons. Gene Ontology annotation, molecular function: hydrolase activity; N-acetyltransferase activity. The record is from RefSeq and is a predicted model, not a curated record. Lineage: Eukaryota; Fungi; Ascomycota; Sordariomycetes; Hypocreales; Bionectriaceae. The coding region runs from base 1 to 2538 and encodes 845 amino acids.
AUGGAAGGCAUGACGAAGCUCGCCAGAUUACGACCGCUGGGUAAACUGGAGCAGAUCUCUGCAGCGUGCCACCAUCUGGGCUAUUUCAAGAAUGUCGGCGUCUCUGCUCACUACCAGCUGUCGCCGUCCGAGCCUGGUUCGCCUACGAAUCUGACUCUGACUACAAGGGGCUUGCGCCGCCUCGUCUAUACUGCCAUAAAGGAGACAGUCCGCAGGCACCGUAUUCUGUCUGCGAUCCCUGUCAACGAGGGAUCUCCUGAGGCCUAUUUCGGCGCUCUGCCCUCUAUUGACCUCGCCCGAACCAUCGCGUUCCAUCGACGGUCUAAGCCUGUAGCAGACGGUGGAGAAGGAGAGGACCGAGAGCUGGAUGAAGUCCUCCAAGACCAACACAACACCAACUUCAAGGCUGAUGAGGGCAAUCUCCCAUUCUGGCGGCUGGUGGUCCUUCAUGAUCUCGAAGACACAAAAGCCUUCACCGUCUCCUUUAUCUACCACCAUGCCAUUGGUGACGGGGUCGCCGGCGUGGCGUUCCACAACACCUUCCGUCAGUCUUUGAACGCGGCUGUUGUCGAAGCUGAGGUUACAUCUGUGAUCACCGCGCCGCAUCAGGAUGCCACACUCCCGCCGCCUCUGGAAGAAAUACACCCCCUACCUUUGAAUUCAGCCGCUGCAGCACCCACAACAGUGUCGGAACUUACCGAAUGGGCGGGAGGCGCCAUCAGCACACCGUGCCGGACGCAUUGGCAGUCGCUCUACGUCGCACCCGACGCCUCAAAGACCUUCUUCCAGGCUUGCAAAGAGAAGGGGCUUUCUGUCACGUCUGCAUUGUCAUCGGCCCUCGCGCACGCAGUCUUUGACGUUCUCCCCAAGACGCAGGGGGCUUUGACCUGCAUCAUCCCCGUCGACCUUCGCCCUUGGCUGCAGCUCCCUCCAGAGACGUCCACUGCCGCCAUGGGGACAUAUUUUGACGCCAUGCGUGUGCGGUUCACCCGCACGGAAUCAACAGCAGACGCGUGGGCGAGUGGGCACAAGGUGGCCGAGGCGCUUCAUGCCUACCGCAAAAAUGUCUCGCCCUCGGGAGAGCCAUACACGUCCGUAGCCGCAUUCCAGGGGAUCCCGGACGUUGCCAUGAUCUUUGAGUCUCUGCCUGGAAAACCGCGCGAUGCAGCCCUAGAAGUGACCAACAUUGGCGUCUUCCCUAGUGCAGGCAGUGAGACUGGCGAAGCAGACGUGGCAGUGUGGAAGGUGGGCAAGGUGCUGCUCAGUCGCAGCGCUGUCGUGUCGGGUGCGGCUGUGACCAUCAGUGUGGCCACUGGUGGGAAUGGAUCGAUGACAGUGGGUUUCAGCUGGCAAGACGGGGUCGUGGAGAGUGAUUUGGUCAACCAGGUUAAGGAAAGGAUAGACCUGCAUGUUCUCAGCGUCCAUGCUGAUCAGCGAUCACCGCUAUCAUUCCCUCUGGACAUCAUCGAACAAAGGCAAGGCUUCAGCUCCGCCGGAAUGGACCCAUAUCCGCACCCGUACUCCCAAGCUUCCAAGCUGGACUCAAGGAUCAAGGAUCCUCGCCCUCCCAUUGAACCGACCUUGGCACCAAUUAUUGACUUAUGCCAGCUGCCCGAGGCGCUGAGUCUAGAUCUCAUGCGCGGGACGGGCCAGGAUGAGAUCUUCGCCUAUACAGCGGACACGGUGCUCCAAAGUGCCCCCACCUUGAAGCACACGGAAUACUCGAUACCAGAGCACAAUGGCAUCUCUGUUCUCCUCUCCGUCUUUUCUCCCAAGAAGCCAACUUCUCAGGCACUGCCCGCCUUGUACCACAUCCACGGGGGAGGCAUGGUCUCUGGUGAUCGGUUCACCGCCCUGCCCGAGUUGUUGGACCUGCUCAGGGGCAUCGAGUGCGUUGUGGUGUCCGUAGAAUACAGGCUCGCGCCAGAGACACGUGCUCCUCUUCCCGCCGAGGACUGCUACGCUGGACUGGCAUGGACUUGGGAGCACGCAGGGGACUUGGGUGUAGACCCAUCUCGCAUCGUGGUUUGGGGUGUCUCAGGCGGUGCUGCCCUAGCGGCCGCUGUCUGUCUCAUGACACGAGACCGACAGCGUCGGGAUGCUGACGCCCCCACACCCUUUGUCAAGGCGCAGAUGCUCGUGACGCCCAUGCUGGACGAUCGCUGCCACACCGUGUCGGACAAGCAGUUCGAGUACGGCAGCCCCAUGUCCGGCGUCGCUCUCCGUAUGGCCUGGGACCACGUCCUCGGCCAAGACCGGGGCACGGACAAGGUGAACUCCUACCAGGCCCCCGCGCGCGAGCAAGAUUUGUCGGACCUGCCCCCGACAUACAUUGACGUGGGCGAGUGCGAGGCUUUCCGCGACCCUGCCGUCCUCUAUGCCAUGAACAUGUGGCGGUGUGGCUCGACAUGCGAGCUGCAUGUGUGGCCAGGAGCUUUCCACAUGUUCGACGGCAUGGACAACCCAGGGGUGCCGCUGAUUCAGAGCGCCAUUCUAGCCAAGAAGAGCUGGCUUGCGCGGAUGAUGAGUGACGGAUGA